Leptonychotes weddellii (Weddell seal) is the source of this 1338-nucleotide messenger RNA. The record is from RefSeq and is a predicted model, not a curated record. NCBI's taxonomy places the organism in Eukaryota, Metazoa, Chordata, Mammalia, Carnivora, Phocidae.
CCCCGCUCCCGCCCCCCUUUCCUUCCGUGGAUGAUUUAAGAGCAGCGCUAAGAGUCCGCGGUGAGGCUUGGACGGUUCCGCGGGGCUUUAUGGCUGCUUCUGGGAUGCUGAGCACUUUUCGUCUCCCGCCGUUGCCCACGAUUCGAGAAAUCAUUAAGUUAUUCAGGCUGCAAGCAGCGAAGCAGCUAUCCCAGAAUUUUCUCCUGGACUUGAAGCUGACAGAUAAAAUCGUAAGGAAAGCUGGGAAUCUGACAAAUGCUUAUGUUUAUGAAGUGGGCCCUGGGCCAGGGGGAAUCACAAGAUCCAUUCUCAAUGCCAAUGUUGCUGAACUUUUGGUGGUUGAAAAGGAUAGUCGAUUUAUUCCUGGCUUACAGAUGCUUUCUGAUGCAGCACCUGGAAAACUGAGAAUUGUCCAUGGAGAUGUAUUGACAUUUAAGAUAGAAAGGGCUUUUCCAGGAAGUCUUAAAAGACAGUGGGAGGAUGAUCCUCCAAAUGUACAUAUUAUUGGAAAUCUGCCUUUUAAUGUAUCAACUCCGCUGAUUAUCAAGUGGCUUGAAAAUGUUUCUUGUAGAGGUGGACCUUUUGUUUAUGGCAGAACCCAGAUGACGUUGACUUUUCAAAAGGAAGUGGCAGAGGUAACUCACCAUCGUAAAAAUUCCAGCUCUGCUGCUGCCGUUGUUGCCGCGGCCCAUUACAAAGGCUCCCACUUGAAGCGCCAGCAGCUCUGGAGGUACUUGAAGUCGGGGGUGCUGGACACGCUGACCAAGAAGUCUACCAUGCCACAAAAUGAUGUAUGUUUGCUCACGAUGAAGGUGGACGUGGGCGUGGUGCACUUCACCCCCCUGGUGCAGCCCAGGAUCGAGCAGCCCUUCAAGCUGGUGGAGAAGGUCGUUCAGAACGCAUUUCAGUUCCGGAGGAAAUACUGCUAUCGAGGGCUUGGAAUGUUAUUCCCUGAAGUUCAGCGCGUGGAAAGCACUGGAAAACUGUUAGAGUUGGCAGACGUGGACCCUACCCUUAGGCCCAGCCAGCUCUCUGUUUCACAUUUUAAGAGGCUGUGUGAUGUAUACCGAAAAAUGUGUGAUGAAGACCCACACCUCUUUGCUUAUAAUUUCAGAGAAGAACUCAAACAAAAUAAAAGCAAAACUCAGGAAAAAGAGGACGACAAGGAGAGAGACAGACUCUAAGAGCGUAUCGAAUGUUGCUUUCCACAAUGUUAAGCUGCUCAGAUGUGUACUUUUUGUCUUCUACAGAAGGACAAUAAAAAUACGAUUACCAUAUGUGACUUACUUCCCUUUUACUGUACAGCUUGGUAGAGAAAAUAAAUAUAAUCAAAUAAGA